Molecule: messenger RNA, 2787 nt
Organism: Halichondria panicea
Lineage: Eukaryota; Metazoa; Porifera; Demospongiae; Suberitida; Halichondriidae
Product: splicing regulator ARVCF-like
Exons: 11
Coding region: 1647-2636 (329 amino acids)
Biological process (GO): cell-cell junction assembly; cell-cell adhesion
Cellular component (GO): nucleus; cytoplasm; plasma membrane
Molecular function (GO): cadherin binding
Source: RefSeq, a predicted model, not a curated record
AAAUUAAGCACACUUUGCCGGGUAACUCCCAAAGCUGUGUUUCCUCGAGACAUAAUCUCUUUCAGCAACUUAAAACACGCCUAGUCCAUGAGCCACGUGUAGUACUUGCUAAUGACUGACCACACCCAGUAAAAAGAGACUUUCCAAUAAAGUUAUAUGUUCCCAAGACUGUUUUAGAGCUAUUGGAACAUGUAACGUGUAAGCGUGCUGGUUAUGACUACUACAAUAGGUAUAGACCUUGAAAUAUAAGUGAGUUGCACGGACUAAGCACAGUUACUUGUAGUUUAUUAUGCACUGAGUGUAGAAAUAGAUAUUGUUGUGAUGGCCUCGAUUAAACCGCAGCGUAGCGCGGAUGUUACUCGAGAUACAAACCGUUUCCUAUCCCUCUAACUCUUCAAUCUAUGGUGUAAUAGAACACUCAACUGAACAGUGUGUAACUGAACACUCUUAGCAGUCACUAUAGACAAAAUUAGUUAAGUGCAAGGUGCUAAUGUUAAAGAAUUUUACUCAAUGACAUCGCUCUAAAAUCUCAUUGGUUAGUUUAGAUAUGGCACGAUUGUUAAAUGACAAGCUUUUGACUACCAUUGGUAGCCAGUAAUGUUGUAGUCAACAAAGACAGCCGAUUUUCAGUGAAUGAGGAAAGAACUGAGUAGACUCUAAAGGUGUGAUUGAUUGUACAAUGGGAGGCCAGAAAUAACUUUUUUAUCGAAAGAAGAGCAAGAACCAGCAGACAGCCCUAGUGGUAUCUAUUCCUAUCAGCCUAUACCUGAGUCAACAAACAACUCCUGAAACAACACACUCCUUAGUUGCCGAGUCACUACCUGAGCAAUGGACUAUUGCUGUCAAGAAUCCGCUCACCAUUGUUAAGCUUAGAGUAUAGUACAGCACACAUGCGAUUCUCCAAAAGUUGACGUCAUCAUCACCCUCUGUGUUCAGCACCAGCUCACUUGGACCUUGUCAGUGCUGAAUGUAUCUUUAGACCCCUCUCUCAACCCAGCAUUUAAGUGUUUCAACUCAACCCUCUCCGGCGCACCUGCUGUUGUAUCUCUAUUGAGAGCAAUUGAUUCCCUGAGCUGUUGUGUUGGGAAUCCUGACCUCAAAUUUUUAGACUUGUGGAAACAUCGCUCUUCUACACUACAUGGUUCAUCAGGUGAGCAAUGUGCUUUCCUUGAUGAUCUGCACGUACCAGGUACAGUGAGGCAAAACAACUGUCUUCUUCUGGUUCCUAAUGACAAGCUUCGUUGCUCUGCUUGUAUCACUUAUUGCACAACGCUGUCGGUACAAGUUGGACGAAUGGAACAAAGUUCCACAUGUUCACCCACAAGCCAUACCAACCUCCGGUUUCAGCCAGUGUCCACUCUUGUGCCUCGUCUUCGUGGCUUGCGGCACCGCUAUAAUGCACUGAGGAAGCAGCUCCAACGCAUCAAGGAAAAGAUUACCGAGUCCACUGAAGCGUGUGGAGUUAUACUAGCCGAGGAAUCCCACAAAGAUUUAACUGAAAUUAUCUCAUCUAAUGACUGAAGACAGUGUUCGACAAUCUCUCAAAGGACUCCUUCCAGGGUAUUUUCUGGAAACAGCAAAUAGAAGCUCUCACUAAAAAUCCAAAGAGUGAACAUGGGUUGGCUGAGAUCCUGCUGGCUCUGAGGAUGAGUCGGCUUGCCGAGGUGAGGGAGCUGCUCACUGGACUACUCUGGAACCUCUCCUCCUGCGAGGAAAUGAAACUUCGUAUCAUUAAGAGCAGUACCCACGACAUAGUAGAGUUGACGAUGGUCCCGUACACUGGGUGGAGUCUGGAGGCGGCCAAGGACCCUCUGGCUAAACCUAGCUUCAUACAGUGGAACAUUGAGCUGAGAAACAUCACUGGUACGCUACGGAACAUCUCCUCAUCGGGUGAACCAUCGCGAGUUUGUAUGAGGGCCAGCAGUGGACUGGUCGACACGCUUGUAUGGCUGCUUAGGUCUGCGGUACUCCACAAGGCAGCUGCUGAUGAAAAGGCUGUGGAGAAUGCAGCGUGUGUCUUGCGUAACCUCUCUUAUCGUCUCGAGAAUGAAGUGGAUCCUCAGGAAGAGACGGGGGAUGUACUGGACCAUGACUGGGAAGAGGAGCAACAGAAAGACAUGGAUGAGAUCAUGCAGCCUUUCUCCAACUCAAGUCCCGGGUGUUUGGCGUUUCUCAAAAGAUCUCGUGGGAGUAGUCGACGAGAGAGAGGGCGUGUCCAUAGUCCCAUGUUCAGCAGACCGUCCUACAGUGUGGACUACGCCAAUCCUGAUCCGUCCUCUCUCCCAAAACGCACCGGACCUGUGUACGGAAUGGCAUUGCUAUGGCAACCGGACAUCGUGUAUCUGUACCUGGCCCUAAUUGAGCAUUUCUCUGUUGCCAUAGAAACCAUUGAGGCGGCCGCCGGUGCAAUUCAAAACCUCACAGCAUGCAACUGGAAGUGGGCAGUGUAUGCUCGUAACAUGAUCCGGACGUCCAAUGGCCUGCGCCUAUUGGCAGAGCUACUCAACAAUGGCCAUGAUGCGGUGGUGAGGGCAGCAGCCAUGGCUCUUAGAAACCUAGCCAUCGACCCUCGAAACAAAACCUCUCUAGCUCUGCUCCAUCCUGUACGAGUGCAAAGAGUGCAAGUCAGCGCUUAAGAAAGAGGGUUGGGAAAUGAGCCAGUUUCAAAAGUUAGUAAAAGAGUCAAGCUCCCAAUUUGAUUUUGAGCAGAGAGUGAGCAUCUCUCGUGACUACCAGGGUUCUCGGAGGAAGAAGAGAAGUAAGAAGGUGUCAAAGAAGUCAAAACGC